Columba livia (rock pigeon) is the source of this 10578-nucleotide messenger RNA. It is a transcript of the gene SLC25A42, whose product is annotated as solute carrier family 25 member 42. Lineage: Eukaryota; Metazoa; Chordata; Aves; Columbiformes; Columbidae. The record is from RefSeq and is a predicted model, not a curated record. The coding region runs from base 6196 to 7191 and encodes 331 amino acids. Gene Ontology annotation, biological process: transmembrane transport. Gene Ontology annotation, cellular component: mitochondrial inner membrane. The transcript has 9 exons.
CAGACGGGCUGGGUACAGGUCAGGCAGGUUUGCUGUUAGAAAAAAGCUCAGGAACCAGCAAUCAUUUUAUUCUAGUCACUUUGCUGCUAGUUGUAGGAAGGUGAUUUGUACCUUCCUUGUAUGAAACUGGGACCAAUACUUCACACUGUAGGGCUGUUCUCUUUUCCAGGUGAUAUAUAACUACCCUGGUAGCUCUCUUACAAACGGAGAUUCCUUUUUGUGCUGUAUGGAGAGAUGAACUGGAAUGCAAACAGCUGACCAGGUCACAAAAUAAACGAGCAUUGCAGGAAUUCUUUGCUCUCUAGUUGCACUUUAAAUCCGCUACUCCUGCAGUGGUGCAGUUAAUGAUGAAGGUGUGUCUUUCUCAUGUGUUAGUGCUGCUCGUAAUCAAACUUAAUUGGCAUGUUUGGCCAAACUGAGUUAUGUUUAACUUUGUGUUAAUUUUUGUAUGAUAUAGAGUGAGUACAGACAGCGGGGUGGGUAAAUCGUGGUCUGGCAUGACCCCAUCCAGUCAAUGGGAAAGCAUGAAGAAAUUACACCUGCUUGGCCCACUUGUGGAUCAUUCUGCUUAGUGAUGGACGAUUUUAAUUCUUUCUUUUCCUUUUAUUUUUGCAUAGGCAAUUUAAACUGCUGGGGUUUUAGAACUGAGAUCCUAAUUAUCCGUUGUUGUGUUGAAAUAGCUCCUGCCAAAGAUUACUGGUGUAUUGACUGGGGGUUACUUGUAUUCCAAAGAAUCGCCUGUGCUGGGAUGUGUCGCUUUGGGACCUCGUGUGUGACAUUCAGGUGACUGUAUCUGCCAUGUAGAUCUAUGGGAAAACUUGCAUUGAGGAGACCUGCGAACCGAGCGCCCAGAUAGAAUACUUUAUUGUAUUUUAUGCCAUUACCUUUGAAAAAUAGCUUUUGAGAGGAGUAUUGAAGCUGUUCAGGAUGCUUGGGCCGUUGUGUGUGUGGUUAUGUAUUUGUUUCUCUGCUCCCGAAGGACGGUGAUCGCAGCCGGGCGGCUGGAGCGGGUUCAGCAGAGGACCCUGUGAUCCCACCCCCUGGUUUAAACGCUCCGUUUUCCCCCAGAAAAACCCGUUAUCUGCCUUCCAGAUAAGAGCCGCUCUUCGUUUGUUGGCUGUGGGAAGCAGAGCUGAGGUGUUCCCAGCAAGAGUUUUCUUUCAGCAAGCAAAGAAUGAAGCGCUGUGUUUUCUUGCCAAGAUUCGCUCUGUUCCGCGGCUCCUGCCUUCCUUCCCAGCUUGGUUCCAAAUGCGAGUCUCCUGGACUCCUCUGAAUAAUAAUACAGCAGAGGUUUAGAUUUAACCAUUUCUCAGCGUUCACCAGCAGGCUUAAUUCAAGCCAGAUUAUCUAAAACCACGCAAAGAGUUUGUAUCUUUAUCCUCAGUUUUAUUGGCAGGCUGAGGGAGGCAGGAGGAACGUUUGUUUUGUAUAUUGGAGCUGAGAAGGCACGUAAAAAACCCACCUCUUCCAGAUAUUGUAAUUUAGUGAGUCUUUUAGCCAAUGAUUCUUUAUAAAAUGACGCUAACGGUUUCUGUAGGGACUGCUAAAGGAAGAAACGCAACGGGCUGUUCAUAGCUGAUGUUUGGGGAUCAGAUUUAUAUGCAACCGAGAGAUGAAUGUGACUGAAGAGAGUUGGGUCUUCAGGGCAUAUCUGGUUUUGAUUUUUAAGGGCUUAAUCAAACUGGAAGGCAAAGACAGACCUCAAGGGGCCAUCUAGUUGAGUUCAUCCCCGUUCUGAGUGAUUCAGCCCUUUUUUCUGUGAUUUUCUGUGAUGCUUUUGCUCCAAGGCUGGAUUUAAGGCUGCGGUAAUCUCAGCUCUUACCACAUCUCUUUCUCUGUCAGGCUCAAUUGCUCAGUUUAACAGUAAUAAUUGAAGGAAACCUAAUUGAGCAGCUUCCCUGGGUACCGCUUAACUUGAGCAUGGGAAAACGGGUGAAAAUUUCUGCAGGAACUCCCUUGGUUUUCUUUUUCCCAGUUUAAUUGUAGGCUUUCAUUAGUGAUGAUAAUGACACGACAAUAACAAAAAAUUAGGAACCGGAGAGCUGAGUAACGAGGCAAGCUGGUACAUACGGAGUCAUACAAGGUACAUACGGAGUCAUAUAAGUGACUUUACCUGAAUGAAGUGGAAAUUUUGCCCCAGAGAUGAGCUGUGAGCCCAGUUUGUGUAACUGAUGCCUGGGAGCUGUAUGUGUGCUACAACUCCCAGUUCUUGAAUCAAAAAGUCUCCAUUUCUGUAUGUACCUCGUUUUACCUCCUUGGCAGCAGUUACUUCUAUUUGGUGACGAUUAGAGGCAAGCGGAGAGCCGGACCAACUUUUUCCUGCCUGUUUUAUGAAUAUGGUGCAUUUUAUGGGCAUCGAGUCCUGGCAGCUCUAACCCACUUUUAUAAUUACUGCUGUGGUCGUCCAAGGAAAAACCCACCCUCUUUUUAGCCAAUUCAGAGAGCUGAUGGUGCUGUUUGCUUUGCGGUGCCUCUGCUCCUCUUGCAGGAUAAAUUGUGUUAUUCCCAAAGUCACCGUGUCGUGUGACAGGUCUAAAUUCCACAGGACAAUAUCAGGCAAACAUGGGUUUGGGUCAUGACACGUUGCGCGCCCAUCUCUGGGCUGGGUGCCCAGGUUGCUCCUGUGUUCUGACUGCGUGGUAAUGCGCAAUCUGCGAUGAGGUGAAACCAAACUUUUAAAUAAGGUCUAAUUUUGAAAUAUGGAGCUGUAUAAUUAUCUGCAAGCCUUUAUUUAGUAAUGCGAUUUUAAUUAUGCACACCCUAACCAGAGAAUUUGUGCAUAUUUCUUAGUUGCGUUGCUCAUCCCUGACUCUCCUGCUAAGGAACUAAUUAUCUUCAGACCAUGUAAUUUAAAGUGUGUUCAACUGAAAUAGCUGAAAUGCAGCGUGGUGGGUUCAUGAGUGGCUCGGACGGCUAGAACUGGUUUUAAUCUGAACCCCCACCCCGCCUUGGGCAAUAAACUGGCACCUGCCUGUAGGACGUUCUUCCAAGUAGGUUGUUUUGAGCAUCCGAAUAACUCGAUUCUGUCUCGCCUGUCCUUUUAAUCAGAAUCAGCACCAAGAGAAGCAGAACGUCUCGCUUGUCAGAGACUCAAUUUGACAGCUUGAUUGAGCAGGCUCAGGUAUUCGUUAAGUGCCGCCGGAGAGAGCUGGGGGAACGUGGAGGAGAAAAACAACGGCGCUCUAGUUUUUAAUGCGUAUUCUGUGCGGGGAAUGGAACUCGUUUUAGCACAGGUGUUUCUGCGGUUGUUGGAAGGUGCCUAGAAAGCGGCUCAGAGGACCAGCACAAAUCGGUUCGUCAGUCUGAGAUGCCCCAGCCAGAAACGAGGGGCCUGAGCUCCCCUGUUCUGCAAUUUGGUGACUAAUCUUUAAUCCGUGACCGAAUUAGCGUGGCUGAGCGGCGUUUUCUGACGGGCUUCAAACUGGACGCCGGAGUUAAGCGCUUUAUACUUUCAAUGCACCGCCGUGGGUUUUGUUGUAGAAGCACAGUGUGUGUUACUCAUUAAACCUCUCUAACUUUGGAACUCGCCUUCGCCAGCAGUUUUGCUUUCUGAUUAUCUGUCCUCUGAGGGUUUCCUCUGCACCACGUCGUUCUGGGGAGGCCGGAUCCAGGUGUGUGCCAAGGGCUGGUGUAGCUGCAAUAAAGUCACUCAGAAGUGCUUUAUUAAAAACAAAAAUCUAAUCUGCAGUGAUUUUUUUCUUCUUGUUUUCUGUGGCUUUGUAAACACAACUGAUGGCUGGCUAUGGAGCUCUACAAAAUACGCGGAUUUAACCAAUAUCCAGCUGCUCCGUGUUGGGUUUCAGUGGAUUAUUUAAUGAGCAAGUCAGAUGGCUGUGCGUGCAGAAUGAUGUCGGGCUUCUCAUGGGCAGGCGCUCCGGAUUCACACCAAAUCUGAAAGCAAAACGCCCUUCCCUGUGGCUCCAGCGUCCACCAUCGGUCAAAACAGCCUGAAUUCAAUUAGUAACUCAGCGGCAUCAGAAUCCAGCCCAAUGCCAAAGUAAAAUAGAGCUGCAUUGCUUUGCACUGAGCAAAUGGGAAUUAAAAUAAUAAAUGCUGUUUUUGCAUUUCAGCCUCUGCGAGUUUAGAGGCUGUGUUUCUGUAGAGCAUGUGGGCAGUUUAAUGUGUAAAACUGAGCGUACAAACAGGUGUUUGUAAGAUCAGGGCAUUGGGCACUAAAAAUAAAAGCGGAGGAUGUGUCUGAAUAGGAUGAAAGAGAAUAUUGUUGAGUAAAUGGAUAUCAGCUUUAUGCAUGUACAUGGGCUUAAUACCAUUGGCUGAGUUUUUAAGAUUGCCUUUUGGUGAUCUCUCUCAAUCAUCUUUCAAAAUGAUGUUUUAAAAUAAAGUUGCGUAUUGCAUUCCUAAGCUCUUUAGCAUGAUUUCUAUUUUCGUGGGCUUAUUUUGGGGAGAGAGAAAUCUGCCGCUGUGACCUACAUUUCCUUAUUGGCGGCAGCCAGGGUAAUAUCUCUACCUGUGAUCUCUUCCCUGCUUUUGCUGAAAGGCGUUGUUUUACAAUACAUUUCCCAGGUACCUGAGAUAAGAAGGGAAGGAAGUAACUGCAGAUGGUAAUUAGAAAUAAUCAGUAGUCUGUAUUCUUCAGAAUAAUGUAAUGAAGCGCUCCGCUCUGUAGUGUUAUGAACCAUUUUUAGGUCUGGUCCUUACGGGACUUUUUCUUCCCGUGGUCUGAUGCGACAGAACUCUCGAAGUGCCACCGCUUAGGUUGGAUUUUGGACCAUCAGAUGUUCUCUUUCGUUACAAUUUGAAGUUACUACUCUCCGAGCAACACCCUGCGAUCUCCUCUUCCCAAACAGGAGUUGUAAGCGCCUUGCUCUACGUCUCCCCAAAGCUCCAGCGAGCGUUGUCUGGUGCUAGAGACACCCGGGUGCGUUUGUCCUCUCCGGGACUGGGCACACGGGUCGUGCGGAGCUUCGUCGUCACGAACCGCUCACGCACGGGCACCGGCAAAGCUGCUCCGGCCCCGCGCCAACGUCGCUGCUGCAGCCCAGGGGUUUGCAAAGUGAGGUCUGGCACUAAUUUAUGAGAGCGAUGCGGGGGGGGAAUAGGUUGGCAAGAAUGAAAGGUGCUGACAAGCAUGUGCUGUCUGGAGAUUGUUAGAAAGGAAAAGAAGUAGUAAUGAGAUGGGCUUUCCAAGUUGGCAAGAGGUUGUGCCCAGGGUUUCCCGGGCAUCGGAGGGGAUGGGUGAAGUAUCUUGCUGGAGGAUGCGUGAGAAGGACGCGGCAGAACUGGGGAGUGAUUUGGGUUUCCUCGUCCCGCGUUCCUCGGAAGGAAGCUAUCAAAGGAGAGAUGUGAGAGCUGAGCAGCCUCGUGGCUUAGAAAACUGAUCUUUGUGGCUCCACAGCCCGUUUGGGAAGAGACUGAGAACCCGGAGGGGCCGCCUUUCUGUUCCGAGUUUGUUGGACUCGAGCUCUUUAAUUUCUGCAUAUUUAAGGAUGAAAAAAUUGCAUGACAAAAAGCAGAAAUAUUAGAAAGAUGCUGGAGUGAUAUCUUCUAUUUAAACCAUUCUACUCUGCAGCUGAGGUUAGGCUGACCUUGCCUUUCACAGAGCAAACACAUGUCACAGCAAGAGAUACCUGCGCAAACUGCUCCGAUUCAGCAGCUGCGAGCACGUGUGCAUUGCGACCGGGAGGAAAGGGAGCUCUGCAAUCACCGCCGUGCUGCUUGCAGUCGAAUCGCUGGCGUCAUCAAAAUAGCCUUUAUGGCACGUGUGAGGCAUCGGAUCUAUCCGCUUCCUAAAAUAACCUCCCAUUGCUCAUGACGGCCUCGCAGGACUUACUGCUGUGACUAGUUUUUUCCAUUUUCCAAGGCUGGGUUUUAAAUUUCUGUAUGCCUUCUCCGAUAUCUAGAUGCUCAGAGCAAAUAGCAACCCAAAUCCUCACUGUAGGAGAUGGGAGAGAACAGAGGAGAAUCUGAUUCUUCUCUCUAGAAAUCAUGGAUAUUUUGGUGGUGUAGCUUGGAGCUGAGCUCCUUGUAGGUUCAAAAGAGUAAAUAUGAUGGAAAUGGUUUUUACAUAGCACCCAAGUAUCCCCACGCAUACACUUGCACAUUAAAGGAAGGGAAUAAUGCUGGGAAGGUGGAAAUGCUCCUCAGCUGGGCGCUUGGGAUGCAGGUUUUCCUACUGAAAAUGGCCCUGGGAUUCAGGAGCCGUAGCUCUUCUGCCCACUUGCAAGCGCGACUGGUAUGGGUAAUGGUGUGAGAGAAGGUCAAGUGGAUUUCAAACGGCAGGAUGCGGAGCCAACUACGCCAACCCACCUCCCGCCAGAGGGCAACCAGGAGAACAAGAAGGUGCUCAACUCCCUGAUGUCUGGUGCGUUGGCCGGUGCUGUUGCUAAAACUGCAGUAGCUCCACUGGACAGAACAAAAAUCAUGUUUCAAGUGUCUUCCAAAAGAUUCUCUGCCAAGGAGGCUUACAGGCUGAUUUAUCGCACCUACCUCAACGAAGGCCUCUGGAGCCUCUGGCGAGGGAACUCCGCCACCAUGGUCCGCGUCAUCCCUUACGCCGCCAUCCAGUUCUGCGCGCACGAGGAGUACAAGCAGCUCCUGGGGAGUUACUACGGCUUCCAGGGAAAAGCGCUGACACCCUUUCCUCGAUUCAUUGCUGGCUCUCUGGCAGGCACAACGGCUGCCAUGUUAACCUACCCCUUGGAUAUGGUCCGUGCUCGAAUGGCUGUCACGCCGAAGGAGAUGUACAGCAACAUUGUUCAUGUCUUCGUCCGAAUAUCCCGAGAGGAAGGACUGAAGACGUUGUACAGGGGAUUUACGCCAACCAUCCUCGGGGUGAUUCCAUACGCUGGGCUUAGCUUCUUCACCUACGAGACUCUGAAGAAGCUGCAUGCAGAUCACAGUGGGAAAUCGCAGCCAUCCCCUCCGGAGCGGCUUUUGUUUGGUGCCUGUGCCGGUUUGAUCGGCCAGUCGGCUUCGUACCCCCUGGACGUGGUUCGCCGACGGAUGCAGACGGCGGGGGUCAUGGGACACACGUACAGUUCCAUCCUUCUCACCAUGCAGGAGAUUAUCAGAGAAGAGGGACUAAUCCGUGGCUUGUACAAAGGACUCAGCAUGAACUGGGUCAAAGGGCCGAUUGCAGUGGGAAUAAGCUUCACAACCUUUGACCUGACGCAGAUCCUUCUCCGUAAAUUACAGCACAGCACUAACGUUGAAAGAACCGAGUCCCUCUAAAGUAGCUGCCUCACCCUUCUGGUUUGCUCCUCGAUGCCGGGAGCGGAGCCUCUCAAAGGAACACGUGCUGCUGCCGGCUCCUCACCGGGUCUGUGGGCAGACAAAGCGGAUGAUGCACGAUGGAAGGGAGGACUCGGUGCUGUGGGGAUGAUCCCCUGAAUUUGGGAAGCGACCGCUGCUCCUGGUCGGAACCCGUGUUAGCUGGAGGCAGCCUGCCAAGUGCAAUAUUCCACUUAAUCUGCAGGGAAUUCCAGAUUUCCCCGGCCUGUAAGCGUCGGUCUCCAUAAAACAGGACACAGCAGGAUUUAACAGGUCCGGUUCUUUUGUUCUGGGUGAGCUCUGGCUGGAAACGCUGCCCUUUUUUUCAAAUGUUCUUUUCACUUCCAAGUUUUAUUGCGUAAACUUGCAGUGUCGCUCUGAGAUUACCAAAGACUGUAGGCAGCAGGGGAGGAAAGUUCCGAGCGGUUCUGUAAAUCAACUCCUCACGUUUAUUGUCAGUGUUGUUGAGCAGGAUUCACAAACUGGACCGAGUCAAACUGCAGCAGAGCUUUCAGGCCACCCAAACCCUUCCGUUGUUCUCGUGGUCUUCAAGGCAGCGCUUUUCUUUUAAGGAUUUGGCAGACUGUAGUGUUGGUACGCUGGAAAAGUGUUACAUGCUUGACAUUUAAAGCAGUUUUAUCCUUCAGUAUUGUUGCUGCAGCUUUAUGCGCGAUGCAAGAACAAACAUCUCAAAGACGCGUGUGACGCAGACGAAGCUUUUCCCAAAGGCUGUUCGUGCCCGUCGAGUGCAGCCUCAGAGUUGGCUCUGCUUCCGAACAACCUUGUCUGCUGGUACCUGCUGCGUCGGUCGUGUCGCCUCCGCUCAUUAGUCCACACCUCAACCCCCUUGCUUUGAUUCCUAGAGCUCUUCUGGGGUCCAUGUGCUCCACAGCCAGUAUUGCCCCUCAGAAGCUGGAUAUAGCACCAGUCACUUCCAGUCGCAAUUUGAAAGUGAACGGUAAAGUACCUUCCAGUGUUUCUAUUCCAAAUCGGCCUUCAGGGAAAUCAAGAUUUGGGGUGGUUUCCGUUACGUUCCAUUCCUGUAUUAAAUUUGGAGUGCAAGAGAGGUCAGAGCGAACUUCAGACUUCUCGGAGAAUCAGAUGACAUAAAGCAAGAUUAAAAAUCCCUUUCCAGCUGAUAGAGUCUAAUGUAUGAAAGAAAAAUAAGGCCUCAUUGAAGAUCUGUCCUUUUCUGACGUAUGUAUUGUAGCCAUUGUAGUUUGAGCCUUGAGUCGUGGCUUUGUCAAUGAGAAUGGAGGUAAUUGCACAACUGGUAGAAAUAGCUUUCUCCUUCCUUUUGUCUUUGCACUUGUUCUUUGGAGAGUAAUUUGCUUCUGAUGCCAAAUAUUUCCCUAGGAGUUGAGCACCUACACUUCCAUGUGGUGGCCAUGGCGGAGAGCCAGCGUACUGAGGUAUCAGCGCGCCCGUCGUUCCCAGAGCGCGUGGUAUCGAUCCUACUUCAAUGCUUGUGGAUGGGCGGGGUGCUGACCUCAGUAAUUUCUGCCUCCAAGCCCACAAAUGACUAUUUCCAUUGUGAAACUUGACUGCAGCCACUGAUUUACCUGGUAAUUAAGGAAACAUUAGGUGUUGUUUUAAGUCUUUAGAGAUGACAGCCAUGAAUUCUGUGUACGUUUUGCUCCCAUCGCCGGUGGAAGAUGCUCGGCCGUUCUCUUCGUUCGGGCGACAUUUCUGUUCGGUCCUUUGCAAGAGCUCUGAUUUCUUUUCUCCAAUGGAGAAGCCCAUUCACUUCUGCUCUUGUCUUUACCCUGUGUGGCCCAGUGGGGAAAUACUAAGGCACUUGCAUCCUACCACAAAAAACGAGGUGUAAACCAGCAACCCGGUGUGUCAGCAGUCAAGUGUGCGUAUGUGCGUGUCCGUGUGUCUGUCUGGGUGUGCGGUCUGUGCCAGGUUCGGUACGGUUGGUCAUCUGGGGGGCAAGCACAGCAGAUCUUGUGAGAUUUGAGCAUCACCAAACCCGCGUGGCUUAACCCCCCCGGUCCUGCCUGAGGAAGGAGCGUUCGGCUCAGAUAAGUCCUUCCUUAAUUAGCAACUGCACCUGAUUUUAAUUCAAUGGAAUUGUAGCCAAACGUGGGUUUUUUUCCAAGUUUUGCAGGCUGAGUGUUUGUUCAGAGACGGAUCUUUGAAUUCAGUCUGUAAUGGUUUCGGUGCUUUUGUUUCUUGGGCAAAAAGUGUUCCGAGUGACUGUGUGUUAGUGCUUUGCGUUGGUUAAAUAGCUUUGUUUUCUUCUUCUCUGAUUUGAAUGUAGAAGAGGAGAAACAGAGCGUUCUCUUCCCGUCUCUUAACGCUUGUGUGAACUGAGACGUGUUCCGAGUCUCUGUGCUGCCUGGAGCGGGUGCCCCGGGAGUCCUGGGCGCUGCUUUGUGCUGCCCAGGAGGGUCCUUUGCCUUUAGCUCUGGGAAAGGAGGCGAAUCUAACAGGAAUAUUCUCGAGUCCUCCUUUCUUCAGAACUUCUUCCCUACCGCAGAUCCCCUGAUCUUUCAUUUUUGCUCUCAAAUUCCUUGCUUUUGUUUUCAAGUCAUGUUUCUCAUUGUUCCUUAACGCGUUACCGCCAAACAUCCGAUUGUGCUUUUCUUUUCUUGUCUGCUCUGCACCUUCAUUCCCGCACCAGCACUUCGAGAAAAUCAGGUCCGAUGAAACGCAUCCAGAAUGACAAAAUUGCAGCCUUGGAUGCCCAAACUUGGCUCCCCGCUCCCAGCCAGGGCUGCUGGGGGCACGGGGCAGGAAUUAAAGGCACUAAAUGAUGGGACACGAGGGGUUUUUAAAACAUUCGUGACCUACUUGUCCAUCCUGGCGCUUUUCCUUCUCUGGCAGCUCUCCAAACCGGUUUAUAGCUUCUGUGGAAAUACAGCAGUACUUGUGUUCACUUCUUGCCUUCCGACUAGAACCCGAGCUCCGUCACUUCACUUCACUUCACCCUCUGGUGUCUUUAACUUGAAACGGAAGAGCCGUGGCAACCCGGAGUGAGCCUGGUGCCCAUCCUGGGGUGUGCUGGGCCACGUCCCACGCGUGUCCGUGGGGCUGGUACAAAACAGCCUUUUCUUUAUUGUAGGGGCUGCUCCCCCGAACUGCCGCGUGGCGCGGGGUCUCCCAGCACCGCUGGCUGCCCGUGUGGUCUAUGCAUUGAUCAGCACAGUGUUCCAUGCCUUUUGUCGGGACGUGUCCUCACCACCCGCGUGUGCGUGUACGCGUGCGUGUCGGUUUUUGACCGCUUUUUCUUGGAUCUGGAGUUCUAUUUUAUUGCAGUGAAGACACUUUGUUAUAUAAUGUUUAUAUAUUUUAAGAUUUGUGCCAAGAGAGGAUGUAUAUUUAAUAAAAAAUUAUAAUUGA